AUGCGGAGGGGCGAGCGCAGAGGCGCCGGGGGCCCGCGGCCGGGGUCCCCGGUGCCCGCGGGCAAGGCCUCGCUGGAGGAGCCGCCGGACGGGGCGGCCGCGGGCGGAGCGAGCGGGCGGGGCGCGGGCCGCCGCAGCACGGAGUCCGAGGUCUACGACGACGGCACCAACACCUUCUUCUGGCGGGCCCACACCCUCUCUGUGCUCUUCAUCCUCACCUGCGCGCUCGGCUACGUGACUCUGCUGGAGGAGACACCUCGGGACACGGCCUACAACACCAAGAGAGGUAUUGUGGCCAGUAUUUUGGUUUUCUUAUGUUUUGGAGUCACACAAGCUAAAGACGGGCCGUUUUCCAGACCUCAUCCAGCGUACUGGAGGUUCUGGCUGUGCGUCAGCGUGGUCUACGAGCUGUUCCUCAUCUUCAUACUCUUCCAGUGCCCACCACAGCAUCUGGCCCCACUAACCAGGGUGCUGGCCUUGCAGACUGUCCAGGACGGCCGCCAGUUUCUGAAGUACGUGGACCCUAGGCUGGGGGUCCCACUGCCCGAGAGGGACUACGGGGGAAACUGCCUCAUCUAUGACCCACACAACGAGAGCGACCCCUUCCACAACGUCUGGGACAAGCUGGAUGGCUUUGUGCCGGCACACUUCCUUGGCUGGUACCUGAAGACCCUGAUGAUCCGUGACUGGUGGAUGUGCACCAUCGUGAGCGUCAUGUUCGAGUUCCUCGAGUACAGCCUGGAGCACCAGCUGCCCAACUUCAGCGAGUGCUGGUGGGACCACUGGAUCAUGGACGUGCUGGUCUGCAACGGGCUGGGCAUCUACUGUGGCAUGAAGACACUCGAGUGGCUGUCUCUGAAGACGUACAAGUGGCAGGGCCUCUGGAACAUUCCGACCUACAAGGGCAAGAUGAAGAGGAUCGCCUUCCAGUUCACGCCCUACAGCUGGGUCCGCUUCGAGUGGAAGCCGGCCUCCAGCCUGCGCCGCUGGCUCGCCGUGUGCGGCAUCAUCCUGGUGUUUCUGUUGGCAGAACUGAACACGUUCUACCUGAAGUUCGUGCUGUGGCUGCCCCCGGAGCACUCCCUCGUCCUCCUGCGGCUGGUGUUCUUCGUGAACGUGGGCGGCGUGGCCAUGCGGGAGAUCUACGACUUCAUGGAUGACCCGAAGCCCCAUAAGAAGCUGGGCCAGCAGGCCUGGCUGGUGGCGGCCAUCACGGCCACGGAGCUGCUCAUCGUCGUCAAGUACGACCCGCACACGCUCACGCUGUCCCUGCCCUUCUACAUCUCGCAGUGCUGGACGCUCGGCUCCGUGCUCGUGCUCACCUGGACCGUCUGGCGCUUCUUCUUGCGGGACAUCACCCUGAGAUAUAAGGAGACGCGGCGGCAGCAGCAGCAGAGCAGGGGCGACCAGAGCACGGCCAUGAGCCAUGUGGAUGGACACCGGCCUGGGCCCGAAGACCCCCCGGGGCCCACGGAGCCGGAGAGCGAGGGGGUGCCGGCCCCAGACUGAUGCCGCUCCCGGCCACCGGCCACCGGGAGCCCCUCGGCCCAUGGGGUCAUACCCGCCUUUUUCCCGUGCGCACUGUGGGGCCCUGCGGGGUGGGGCAGAAGGUGGCCUGUCCCAGAUGUGCGCGUGUGUGGACACGGCGUGGAGGGGAGUGCGCACGUGGGCUGCGUGUUGCUGAGGCUGCUCUGGGGUGACGAGUGUGGCUGGGCUGGCCCUGGGCAGCGGUUUCCUCCCCCCCAGAUCACAGGCAUAGCUGUGCCUUUCUCUGCUCCCUGGGCCCUGGCCACUCUGAGGCCCUGGGAGCCCAUGCCGGCCACCCCAAGGCCCCAGCUGCAUCUCACCGGGAGUGUGGACACCCCGAGAUGGCUGAGCAGGAGUAGGUCUGAGUAGGCAGCCCUAAGCGAUCACCCAGGGAGGUUUCAAAUGACCCCACAAACAGGUGGGUACAGGGCCAGAGGUCAUGGGACUGGUCCCUCGAGGAACAGAGUCAGAGUCAAAGGCCCUGUGUCUGAGGUGGGAGGAGGGUGUGUGGGUCGUCUUCACGAGCAAACAGAACAAGCGCACCGGUGCCGGAGGACUGUGACCCUGUGUCAUCCUCACCGGCCCCCAGCCUCAGCCCGGUCCUGCUCCCAACAAAGGGCUUGCCCAGGGUGACGGGGGAGCGGGCGGGCGGGGCCCCUACUGCAUUUGUCUGUUCCGGUCAGAGGCCGUGCAGAGGGACGGCCAGGCUGGCGGGAGGGAGGCGGCCGUCCCAGGCACGUGUGCGUGCGCACUGCAGGACGACCCUGGUGGAAACACACUUAUGACCCAGGCCUGGUGGGGGCCCCACAGAAAAGACAACACUCCUCCUGCCAAAAAAAAAGUGCUUUAAUAAAGUGUCUAGAACUUUCUUGCA
Messenger RNA from Enhydra lutris kenyoni (northern sea otter), 2401 nucleotides. RefSeq names its product phosphatidylserine synthase 2. The coding region runs from base 1 to 1509 and encodes 502 amino acids. Gene Ontology annotation, biological process: phosphatidylserine biosynthetic process. Gene Ontology annotation, molecular function: L-serine-phosphatidylethanolamine phosphatidyltransferase activity. The record is from RefSeq and is a predicted model, not a curated record. NCBI's taxonomy places the organism in Eukaryota, Metazoa, Chordata, Mammalia, Carnivora, Mustelidae. The transcript is spliced from 13 exons.